Messenger RNA from Pelmatolapia mariae (spotted tilapia), 3924 nucleotides. RefSeq names its product carboxyl-terminal PDZ ligand of neuronal nitric oxide synthase protein. Lineage: Eukaryota; Metazoa; Chordata; Actinopteri; Cichliformes; Cichlidae. The coding region runs from base 397 to 2412 and encodes 671 amino acids. The record is from RefSeq and is a predicted model, not a curated record. The transcript is spliced from 11 exons. Gene Ontology annotation, molecular function: nitric-oxide synthase binding.
CACCAACAGGACGGGAUUCAAAAAAAGGGGGAAAAAAAGCACAGCCAGCAGGCAACAUCACCUGCAGAGCGAAACAGCGUUGGAUUUCCCCAGUGGGAAACAGACAUCCGUGCUGUUUUCCUGUAUGUCAGAGGCUUACUGCGUGUAGAAGAAUUCGCUCAAGUGUCUUUUCGGUGUUUUGUAUCAGGAAAAAAAAGAGGCGCGCAGUUUUGUCCUUCUUGAGGACCCGGGACCUUGUUGAAGCUCGGAGCGGGGACGAUGGACCGCGUUUCCGCCGGGAAUUCGCUCUCGGAGUCGGGCCGUGCGCACACAUGGGGACUGUAGCGCUUCCAGCCCGGUUUGUUUAGCGGUUGAACCGUGUUUACUGUGCCGGGAAAGGAGGUCAGGAAAGCCGCGAUGCCCGCCAGGAACAGGUACAACCUGGUGGAUGAUGUGGCGGACUCGAGGGUGCCGCUCCACAACGAGGAGGCUUACCAGCACGGGAUAUAUUUCCAAGCCAAGUACGUGGGUAGUCUUGACGUGCCCAGGCCCAACAGUCGGAUGGAGAUCGUGGCAGCCAUGAGGAGAAUCAGGUACGAAUUCAAGGCCAAGAACAUCAAGAAGAAAAAGGUCAGCAUCGUGGUGUCUGUGGACGGGGUCAAGGUGAUGCUAAGGAAGAAACAGAAGAGAAAGGAAUGGACAUGGGAUGAGAGCAAAAUGCUGAUCAUGCAUGAUCCAAUAUACAGGAUUUUCUACGUAUCACAUGACUCCCAGGACUUAAAGAUCUUCAGCUACAUUGCAAGAGAUGGCUCCAGUAAUUCCUUCAGAUGCAACGUCUUCAAGUCAAAGAAGAAGACACAGGCCAUGCGUAUCGUGCGAACAGUAGGUCAGGCGUUUGAGGUGUGCCACAAGCUCAGCCUGCAGCACGCUGAGCAGGACGCUGACGGGCAGGCUGACGGAGAAAGUGACAAGUCAACAGAGGAGCCCAGCAACCACGGUCGCACACUGACGGGGGCAGAGCGAGGGGAAGAUGAGCAGGACAGCCAACACGAGGGACGACGAGGAGGAGAAGAUCCUGCAGCUGGCAGCUCUCUGUGUGAGAAGGCAGUGAGCGAAAUUCUCCAUAGCUUGGCUGAACUCAACGUCGUCAAGCCUGGACAGACCAUCAUGGACUUCGAUCGAAGGUCUCUCUUCACUGUGACAUCCCAAGGCAUUACUCCCAGCAGCCCUUGCUCUCCUUCUAUUACUCCACUGGCAUCACAGCACUACCUGCAGCUUCUUCAGCAGCAACUGCAGCAGCAGCAGCAGCACACACAGGUGGCUGUUGCUCAGGUACAGCUGCUGAAAGAUCAGAUGGCAGCAGAGACCGCCGCUCGUAUCGAGGCUCAGGCCCGCGUCCACCAGCUGCUGCUGCAGAACAGGGAUUUGCUGCAACACCUGACCCUGCUCGUGCAGCAGCUGAAAGAGCUGGAGGCCCGCGCCCUGAAAGCAACACACCCAGGGCAGCCGCAACAGGAGCUGCAAGCUAAUGGACACGAUGGCCAGCAGUCAUCAGGUGGCUUAGUUUCAGCAUCAGCAAAGUCCCUGUCCUUAAAUCUGAAGAAUCACUACAGUCAGACCCUGGACCACCUCAUCACCUCCACGCCCUCAUGGCCGCUCGAAACCUCGCCCCUGUCGCCCACCCAGGUGGGCUGUGCUGAGUCCUACCUCAACCUGCUUAACAUGGAGAGCGGCGUCAAACCACCAGCCUCAGCCAACAAUGACCUGGACCCCUUCAUCAGAGCAAAUGGCGCUGUGGAAGACAAGGAGAUCUCCGGCAAUGAGAUUGUCCCGUUCACAUCCCAAAACUCUGCCAGCAUGGAUGAAAAGUGCAAGCAGAUAAUCCCCAAACUCGACCCUCCUCCACCUUCCGUGAACCGCAAGAGAGCUAGCAGGACAUUGUCUCCAGGGUCAGAGGUCGCAGCUGCGCCCACGCCCGCAGAGGUCACCUCUAACGACGCAGCCCCCAGCCGCAGCAGCAGCGUCUCGUUCCCUGACAUCACCCCCAGCUCGCUGUCAUCCGGUGACUUCCACUCCCUGAGCAACGGCGAGAGCAGCUCCUGCUCCACCAGCGAGGACUCGGGCGUGCGCUCCGAAACCAAGUCCCUGCUGUCGCCCCUGCGUGACGACGACGACCUGUUCGGGGACCGUGGGACAUUUUUAACAGCCUCCAGCGGCUGUAACAGUCCCCUGGAGGAGAGGGGGGAAACCAUUCUCUCAGCCGCUGAGUUGUAUCCCACUGAAGCCCCCACCCUCACUUCACAGUCGGACACUUGUGGCCACCCGCUGCCCUUCUCCUCCCCGAUGAAUGAUACCUGCCUUCACAUCAGCUUUUCUGAGGAUGAGCUGCUGGAGAGCAGCCAAGAAGACCCUAACGUCCCUCAGCGGAGCUAGGAGCUAUUGCUCUCCUGGAAAACUUCCAUCAUCUUCUGCAAUCAGCUUUUAAUCUAAUAUUUACUAUCAGACCCUCCUAUGUUUGCACUGGGCUCUAUUUCAGGGCCUUUAAUCGUUCCACCCACUUGUGACACAGUACAGGCACACAGUAGCUGAUACCAGUUCCUGGAAAGUACUCUAUUGUACAGAUGAUUAGCCUGUGGACAGAUUUAGUAUUUUUGUAAUAAAAUAAUGAGCUAAUUUACUUUUUAGUGACUAGAAUGUUUAGCAGAAUACAUGUAGCACCUCUUGCACUGUUAAAGUCAAUUUAGCGUAGAAUUCAAAGCCAACGAGGGAACACGUUUUAUUUUUGCUAGUAGUCGACGUUAAAAGAUUAUUUUGUAUGAUGGUUCACUGUGGUACAAACUAAAGAUACACGAUGACCAUGCAAAUGCUGGUGAUUUUGAUGUUGGGAGAAGCCUCGAUUUCUGCAGGAGCACCCGACGGGUAAUGGUGGGCGGAAAGAAAAGAACAAGAAAGUCAGUAAAAAAUGGAAAAUGAUGUGUUAGGGUCUGCGCACAGCUGUGUAGUGCUGUGCAUUAUGUUUUUGUACUCUCAGAGGUUAGUGGGUUUUAGAAAUUUUUUUCUUACUUGCAUUUCUUGGGCCUUAAAGCACUGCUGGGAAAAUGAGUGGAAUGUCUGCAGGUAUUCCGUGUAUUCAAUUGAUUUGUUUUGGAUGCAAUCCUUUAAAACCAAAGGGGAUUUUUGAAUUAAAAGCAUUUUCUUUUUGAGAAACUCGACAUGAAGCUAAUGACCGUGAAAGUAAUGGAUUGCGCCCGUCUGAGUGGGGAGUCUGUUACAAGAUACUGAAUGGGAAGAUAAUUGGGGAAUCAGAGAGGACCUUGGAGAAAAACAGCUUGGCAGAUGGAUUUUCUCUUCUUUGCUUCUAUCUUUGUCAAAUCUUGAAUACCCAACAAAUCUGCUUUCGUUUUCAGGGUGAAUUAACCUAAACGGUGGGAACAUUGUUGGCAUUCGAUCGAGAGAAAAGGACCUCGAGUAGUUUAAAGUGAAUCAAACUGCACUCUCAUCCCAACAGUUUAGUUAUAAAAGAAAUAAUUGUAUGAAGUUGAAAUGAAAAUGACAAAAUGUACCACCAUAGAUCAAACCAGAUUGAAAAAUUGAAUAAACUGAGUUACUUUAAAUGUCUGACAUUUUAUAAAUGAAAUCAUAAAAUGUUGAAAAAAAUGCUAGAGAUAAUAAUCGGAACAACGGACGAUGAAAAGCAGUAGCUGUUUAACUUCACGUUUAUAAGGUUUCUGUUGCCUUGUUAAUGGUGUCGAAUAAAGUGCCACCUUCUGCGAGUAGAAGUGAAUAUAAAUGGAGAUGAGGGGUAAAGCACACAAGGUCACAUGGGGGGAGUGUAAAGUUGCAGGUGUACAGGCAAAACACAGAAAUCAGGCUUUUCCCAACAUUACACGUGGCAGGGAGCUUAACAGCAAUAACAUGUGGAUGAAAAAAUAAUAAAGAGAAACA